This is a messenger RNA of Peromyscus eremicus (cactus mouse), 6396 nucleotides long. RefSeq names its product protein tyrosine phosphatase receptor type D (gene Ptprd). Gene Ontology annotation, molecular function: protein binding; protein tyrosine phosphatase activity. NCBI's taxonomy places the organism in Eukaryota, Metazoa, Chordata, Mammalia, Rodentia, Cricetidae. The coding region runs from base 79 to 5802 and encodes 1907 amino acids. The transcript has 32 exons. Gene Ontology annotation, biological process: protein dephosphorylation. The record is from RefSeq and is a predicted model, not a curated record.
CUGAAAGGGUUCCAGCUGAAGUUUCUGAGCAGACCAGUCGCUGCAGCUCCCUAGGCUGAGUUUCCAAGCUGCCGGUGCAUGCCAUUGACACGCUGCAGGAUGGUGCCCGUGGCCAGGCCGCUGUCGCUGCUCCUCGCCUUCUUCCUCUGCGCCUGUGCUGAGACACCUCCCAGGUUUACACGAACUCCGGUUGAUCAGACAGGGGUCUCUGGCGGAGUUGCAUCUUUCAUUUGUCAAGCUACAGGGGACCCAAGACCUAAAAUUGUCUGGAACAAAAAAGGAAAGAAAGUCAGCAACCAGAGAUUUGAGGUAAUAGAAUUUGAUGAUGGAUCUGGAUCAGUUCUCAGAAUACAGCCCUUAAGGACUCCACGGGAUGAGGCCAUUUAUGAAUGUGUGGCCUCGAAUAAUGUGGGAGAAAUAAGUGUGUCCACCAGACUCACAGUUUUACGUGAGGAUCAGAUUCCAAGGGGUUUCCCUACCAUUGACAUGGGCCCACAGUUGAAGGUGGUGGAACGUACCCGCACGGCCACCAUGCUUUGUGCAGCCAGUGGUAACCCGGAUCCAGAAAUCACUUGGUUUAAAGAUUUUUUACCUGUUGACACAAGCAACAACAAUGGUCGUAUUAAGCAGUUACGAUCAGGAGCCCUGCAGAUCGAACAGAGUGAAGAAUCUGACCAAGGAAAAUAUGAGUGUGUUGCCACCAACAGCGCGGGCACUCGCUACUCUGCCCCUGCCAAUUUAUAUGUCAGAGUUCGCCGUGUCCCACCAAGAUUUUCUAUCCCACCCACUAAUCAUGAAAUAAUGCCAGGUGGAAGUGUUAAUAUCACCUGUGUGGCAGUGGGGUCACCAAUGCCUUAUGUGAAGUGGAUGUUGGGGGCAGAAGAUCUGACACCUGAAGAUGAUAUGCCAAUAGGAAGAAAUGUCCUAGAACUGAAUGAUGUAAGACAGUCAGCAAAUUACACCUGUGUUGCUAUGUCAACACUGGGCGUCAUUGAAGCAAUAGCACAGAUCACUGUCAAAGCCUUACCCAAGCCUCCAGGAACUCCAGUAGUGACUGAGAGCACAGCUACAAGCAUCACGCUGACAUGGGACUCUGGGAACCCUGAGCCCGUCUCUUACUACAUCAUUCAACAUAAGCCUAAAAAUUCUGAAGAACCAUACAAAGAAAUUGAUGGGAUAGCAACCACACGCUACAGUGUGGCUGGACUAAGUCCCUACUCGGAUUAUGAAUUUAGAGUUGUUGCUGUCAACAACAUUGGUCGAGGUCCACCAAGUGAGCCUGUAUUAACACAGACCUCAGAGCAAGCACCGUCCAGUGCCCCACGGGACGUCCAGGCACGCAUGUUGAGCUCAACUACCAUUUUGGUACAGUGGAAGGAACCUGAGGAGCCAAAUGGACAGAUCCAAGGAUAUAGAGUUUAUUAUACAAUGGACCCAACUCAGCAUGUCAACAACUGGAUGAAACACAAUGUAGCUGAUAGCCAAAUCACUACUAUUGGCAAUUUAGUACCCCAAAAAACAUACUCUGUCAAAGUCCUGGCUUUUACCUCAAUUGGAGAUGGCCCUCUUUCAAGUGACAUACAAGUCAUUACUCAGACAGGAGUACCAGGGCAGCCACUAAACUUCAAAGCUGAACCUGAAUCCGAAACAAGUAUUUUGCUGUCUUGGACACCUCCACGUUCUGAUACCAUUGCCAGCUAUGAACUGGUCUACAGAGAUGGGGAGCAAGGAGAAGAGCAGCGAAUCACCAUUGAGCCAGGCACAUCUUACAGGCUGCAAGGGCUGAAACCUAACAGCCUAUACUACUUCCGUCUGUCUGCACGCUCUCCUCAAGGCCUGGGUGCUUCUACAGCUGAAAUAUCAGCUAGAACCAUGCAAUCAAAGCCAUCAGCUCCUCCUCAAGAUAUUAGUUGCACCAGCCCAAGCUCCACUAGUAUUUUGGUAAGUUGGCAACCUCCACCAGUGGAAAAGCAGAAUGGCAUUAUCACUGAAUACUCCCUCAAGUACUCUGCAGUCGAUGGGGAAGACUACAAGCCUCAUGAGGUUUUGGGAAUUCCUCCGGAUACUACCAAAUACCUUUUGGAACAGCUGGAAAAAUGGACUGAAUACCGGAUCACUGUGACUGCCCACACAGAUGUCGGCCCUGGCCCUGAGAGCUUGUCCGUGUUGAUUCGAACCGAUGAAGAUGUUCCCAGUGGUCCUCCUCGAAAAGUCGAGGUGGAGGCUGUCAAUGCCACGGCUGUUAAAGUCUCGUGGCGCUCACCUGUGCCCAAUAAGCAGCAUGGCCAGAUAAGAGGAUAUCAGGUGCACUAUGUGAGAAUGGAAAACGGGGAGCCCAAGGGCCAGCCCAUGCUGAAGGACGUCAUGCUGGCUGAUGCACAGUGGGAAAUUGAUGAUACUACUGAACAUGACAUGAUCAUCUCUGGGCUACAGCCUGAAACGUCCUACUCCCUGACUGUCACAGCUUACACCACCAAAGGCGAUGGUGCUCGAAGCAAGCCCAAGCUGGUGUCCACCACUGGGGCAGUUCCAGGGAGACCCCGGCUUGUGAUUAACCACACUCAAAUGAAUACUGCUCUCAUUCAGUGGCACCCCCCUGUGGACACAUUUGGACCCCUUCAGGGCUAUCGUCUAAAGUUUGGCAGGAAAGACAUGGAGCCCCUCACUACUCUUGAAUUCUCUGAGAAAGAAGACCACUUUACAGCCACAGACAUCCACAAGGGCGCAUCAUACAUCUUCAGACUCUCAGCCAGAAAUAAAGUGGGCUUUGGGGAGGAAAUGGUGAAAGAAAUUUCUGUUCCAGAAGAAAUACCAACUGGAUUUCCUCAAAACCUCCACUCAGAAGGCACCACUUCAACCUCCGUUCAGUUAUCUUGGCAACCACCUGUCCUGGCAGAAAGAAAUGGCAUUAUCACCAAGUAUACCAUCCUGUAUAGGGAUAUCAACAUUCCCCUUCUUCCAAUGGAGCACCUUAUUGUUCCAGCUGACACCUCUAUGACACUCACUGGCUUAAAAUCAGAUACUACCUAUGAUGUAAAAGUACGUGCUCACACGAGCAAAGGGCCCGGGCCAUAUAGUCCCAGUGUCCAGUUCAGGACACUGCCUGUGGAUCAAGCAGUGUUUGCAAAAAAUUUUCAUGUCAAAGCAGUUAUGAAGACUUCAGUGCUGCUGUCUUGGGAGAUUCCAGAGAAUUACAAUUCUGCUAUGCCUUUCAAAAUUCUUUACGAUGAUGGGAAGAUGGUAGAAGAAGUGGAUGGCCGAGCGACUCAGAAGUUAAUUGUUAACCUGAAGCCUGAGAAAUCAUACUCCUUUGUGUUAACCAAUCGUGGGAACAGCGCCGGUGGGUUACAGCAUAGGGUAACAGCAAAGACGGCCCCAGACGUGCUCCGUACCAAGCCUGCCUUCAUUGGGAAGACCAACUUGGAUGGCAUGAUUACUGUGCAACUACCUGAUGUUCCUGCAAAUGAAAACAUAAAGGGUUACUAUAUUAUAAUUGUGCCUUUGAAGAAGUCUCGUGGGAAAUUCAUCAAGCCAUGGGAGAGCCCUGAUGAAAUGGAGUUGGAUGAGCUGCUUAAGGAGAUAUCUAGGAAACGCAGAAGCAUCCGUUAUGGGAGAGAAGUUGAAUUAAAGCCAUAUAUUGCUGCUCACUUUGAUGUCCUUCCCACUGAGUUCACCCUGGGGGAUGACAAACAUUAUGGUGGAUUUACUAACAAGCAACUCCAAAGUGGACAAGAAUAUGUUUUCUUUGUGCUAGCAGUGAUGGACCAUGCAGAAUCUAAAAUGUAUGCAACCAGCCCAUACUCUGACCCUGUCGUGUCAAUGGAUCUGGAUCCACAACCAAUUACAGAUGAAGAAGAAGGCUUGAUAUGGGUCGUAGGUCCUGUCCUUGCUGUGGUCUUUAUCAUCUGUAUUGUGAUUGCUAUUCUUCUUUAUAAAAGGAAGAGGGCAGAGUCAGAGUCCAGAAAAAGCAGUUUACCGAACAAUAAGGAAGUCCCUUCACACCACCCAACAGACCCAGUAGAGCUGAGACGCCUUAACUUUCAAACGCCAGGUAUGGCUAGCCAUCCUCCAAUACCUAUCUUGGAACUUGCAGACCAUAUUGAGAGGUUGAAAGCAAAUGACAACCUGAAGUUUUCCCAGGAAUAUGAGUCAAUUGACCCUGGCCAGCAGUUCACAUGGGAACACUCAAACUUGGAAGUAAACAAACCAAAGAACAGAUAUGCAAAUGUCAUUGCAUAUGAUCACUCUAGGGUUCUCUUAUCAGCAAUAGAAGGUAUCCCCGGAAGUGACUAUGUGAAUGCCAACUACAUAGAUGGAUAUAGGAAACAAAAUGCCUAUAUUGCAACACAAGGAUCUCUUCCUGAAACAUUCGGGGACUUUUGGAGAAUGAUAUGGGAGCAACGGAGUGCCACAGUUGUCAUGAUGACAAAGCUAGAAGAAAGGUCAAGGGUGAAGUGUGACCAGUAUUGGCCCAGCAGAGGCACUGAAACUCACGGGCUGGUCCAGGUGACGCUGCUGGAUACUGUGGAGCUGGCCACAUACUGUGUCAGAACGUUUGCACUUUACAAGAAUGGUUCCAGUGAGAAGAGAGAAGUGAGACAAUUCCAGUUCACGGCCUGGCCUGAUCACGGGGUUCCAGAGCAUCCCACACCUUUCCUAGCUUUCUUACGAAGAGUCAAAACCUGUAACCCUCCCGAUGCAGGGCCAAUGGUUGUGCACUGCAGUGCGGGUGUUGGCCGGACUGGCUGUUUCAUUGUAAUAGAUGCCAUGUUAGAAAGAAUAAAGCAUGAAAAAACUGUAGAUAUUUAUGGCCAUGUAACUUUAAUGAGAGCCCAGAGGAAUUACAUGGUGCAGACAGAGGACCAGUACAUCUUUAUCCAUGAUGCGCUGUUAGAAGCAGUGACAUGUGGAAAUACCGAAGUGCCGGCUAGAAACUUGUAUGCCUACAUUCAGAAGCUGACACAAAUAGAAACAGGGGAGAAUGUCACCGGAAUGGAGCUCGAAUUUAAGCGUCUAGCCAGCUCAAAAGCUCACACCUCAAGAUUCAUCAGUGCCAAUCUUCCAUGUAAUAAAUUCAAAAACCGCCUUGUUAAUAUUAUGCCAUAUGAAUCCACAAGGGUGUGCCUGCAGCCUAUCCGAGGAGUAGAGGGCUCUGAUUACAUCAAUGCCAGUUUUCUUGAUGGAUACAGACAACAGAAAGCCUACAUUGCUACCCAGGGGCCCUUAGCAGAGACGACUGAAGACUUUUGGCGCAUGCUUUGGGAACACAACUCUACCAUUGUUGUGAUGCUCACCAAGCUGAGAGAAAUGGGCAGAGAGAAAUGUCACCAGUACUGGCCAGCAGAACGAUCUGCAAGAUACCAGUAUUUUGUUGUAGAUCCGAUGGCUGAGUACAACAUGCCUCAGUAUAUCCUGAGGGAAUUCAAGGUCACAGAUGCCAGGGACGGCCAGUCCCGAACAGUGAGGCAGUUCCAGUUCACUGACUGGCCAGAACAAGGAGUGCCAAAGUCUGGAGAAGGAUUUAUUGAUUUCAUUGGCCAAGUCCAUAAAACAAAGGAGCAGUUUGGCCAAGAUGGGCCCAUUUCGGUGCAUUGCAGUGCUGGCGUUGGAAGAACUGGAGUCUUCAUAACACUGAGUAUUGUAUUGGAAAGAAUGAGAUAUGAAGGGGUUGUAGAUAUAUUCCAGACAGUCAAAAUGUUAAGAACACAGCGACCAGCCAUGGUACAAACAGAGGAUCAAUACCAGUUCUGCUAUCGAGCCGCACUAGAAUACCUGGGCAGCUUUGAUCACUAUGCAACGUAGAAACCCCUGAUUCCUUCUGGAUUUUUACUACAGGCCCUUCGCUAUCCAUGGAGUCUCUUCUGAGCCAUACAGGGCACUUGAGAAGUCCUUCUUAACUUCUAGCUAACAGCCACUUAGUGGGACUAUUACAAAACAAAAACAAACUCUUCCAAGUGGACCAAGAAUUCACAGUUUAAUCAUCUAACCUGAAAAAUAAUAACAAGAAUCCUGACUUAGGGAGGCAUCUGAAGGAUUUUAUUUACAGAUACCUCAAGGAUUCAAAAUAAAGGGAAGAAGAAAUGACAGCAAAGAACUACCAUCUUGUUCAAGAUUGCUUGGUGGGGACAGAGAAAGCUUGCCUGUGGGCCUCAGUUCAGCACAAGGCAUUUGCUGGUGUGGCUUCUCACAAUAAGGUGGACUCUGCUUCAACAUCACCCCUUUCCCCAUGCCACUCAUACUUGCAUUUUAGGGGUAAGGGUGGGGCUGUUUAAAAAGAAAGUCCUUGAUUUCAUUUUAGUGUUGUAAAAGAUUUUGCUGCCCUGUGCUUCAGUUCUAACUGUGCAAACUUUUUUUUUAAACAAAUGUAUCAUUCGAUAAAGUAAAUUCAAAAAGUUA